Messenger RNA from Moneuplotes crassus, 1352 nucleotides. The record is from the annotation of a GenBank genome assembly. NCBI's taxonomy places the organism in Eukaryota, Ciliophora, Spirotrichea, Euplotida, Euplotidae.
GGGGAUAAACAAAAUCAUGCAGGUGUGAGGAGUACAUAUGAAGAGGAAGUCGGAUGGGCUGGUUUUGAUGAGGAAUAGAAGGAAGAAAGUGUCUAAUAAGCAGAGAGGGAAGACAGAAGAAAGGACUAAAGCUAGACCUCCAGUAUCAGAAUUUUAUAAAGGUCCGUUCCUAGAAGGCAAUUUUGGCUUAAAGGUUCCGGAAGAGAGGAAAGUUAUGUCUAAGGAAGGAAUUUUGAUGAAGAAGAAUAUUCUAGAGCAGAUGGUCGUACCUAAUACUAAGAGAGAUAUUAAUGAAAUUCUGGAAGAUAUAGCUAAGAAGAAAAGGAAAGAAAGAGCUAGAGCCAAACAGAGAGCUAAAACUGCAGAUAAAACUAGAUCUGCAGCCAAUGUCAAGAGAAAAUACAUGAAAGUAAAGCAGGAUGAGGAAGAAGUAAAAAUCGAGAGAGUCAAAUGUUCUAAAUUAUUUGCAUUGCCAAAUACAUCCAAGAAACAAGUCGAUGUUUGAGAAAGGUUUACAAGUCAAGAAGAUCUGGACAUGGAAAGAUUGCUCGAAAAACUCACAAUCGAGGUCUCAGAAGAAGACUUUCAAAAGAGAUUUUAUGAAACGAAAUUCAUGAAAUUAUAUGUCGAGACUCCAAGGGUCUGUGAGCUCGAUGAAGUGGUAAAAUUUCUGAGCAAAGUUAUGCCAUCAAGCACUCAUCCAAGAAUGAAGCAGUUUAUAGAAAGAUAUAAGGAAGAUCCUCUGACCGCAAUCAUGCAUAUUUGGACUCAAUGGUCUAAAAUAACUCUUCCAAUAAACUUCUCACUGAUUCUUGAUGGUCAGAAGACUUUUGAUUUGAUGGAUGAAAACACAAAAUUUCUGAAAAAGACACUGCAAGAUAAAUAUGAACACAAGUUUACAACGAUCUUAAAAUAUUCUAUUAGAUUUAUUAGGAUGGUGAAUUACUUUAUUGUCAAAGUUGCAACUAAAGAUAACACACAAAACAGAAUUACUCAUAGAGGUGUUCGUGCAGUUUUGUUUAAAAAUAUCGAAGUUGGCCAAGUCUUUAGAGUUAUGAACUUCCAAUGCACUUCUGAAAGAGAGUCAAUUGCAAAACAGUUUGGGGGAUGGGAUAACCCAAAGAUUAAAAAGAAGAGUCUAAUUCAUUUCCAAAUUCCUAAAGGGUGUUUUAACGCAGCAAAAAUUGGAAAAUAUGGAUGUAAAGACUAUCAUCAUCAAAAAGAAACCUUAAUUCCUCCAUAUACUUGCUGUAAGAUGACAAAGAGAGUGGGUAAUGAGAUCUGGUUGGAGGUAGCAAAGGAUAACAAGAGAGCUAACUUCUCUUAUUUCAGUUUUUAAAAGAAAUACUUGC